Molecule: messenger RNA, 1777 nt
Organism: Entelurus aequoreus (snake pipefish)
Lineage: Eukaryota; Metazoa; Chordata; Actinopteri; Syngnathiformes; Syngnathidae
Product: neurotrophin-3
Exons: 2
Coding region: 435-1592 (385 amino acids)
Biological process (GO): neuron projection morphogenesis; nerve development; cell surface receptor protein tyrosine kinase signaling pathway
Molecular function (GO): growth factor activity; nerve growth factor receptor binding
Source: RefSeq, a predicted model, not a curated record
UGCAACAUUUUGUCCAACUUGUUCGCCUCUUCACUGCACAUUCUUCAACUCUGGAAUGUUUUCACGUCUGGCCGUCUGUGGGGGAAAAGCACCGAAGAGAGGGAAUAUCUGUCACUUUGCAUUUCAUUCGCGCUGCUUUCCGCGGCUAAUUACACUCUUUUUAAAAGGCACGCACGCACACGCAGUGUGGGGACAGCAGCGGAUUGUCUUCCCCCCCCCGGAAUUGGAUUUGUAGAGGACUCCUAUGAUGCCAUGGACCUCUGAAAGAGGAGCGACAUGUGUGUGUCUUGGUAAAAAGUAUUUGAAAAGUUGAUUUUUAUUUUAUUUUGUAAAGCAUUUAAGCGACGGGCAACAGGACUUUGUAAUCAAUGUGGAGUCAGCUGGAAGGACGCGGGGUCCGGAUCUCACCUCAACGCUGAUACGUCUUGGGAGUGAUGCACUGGCUUCCCCUGGUUGCCAUGGUGAUCGCCUCGGCUCUGCCCUUCCCUCACAAGCCCUUGUCCAGGAGCGCCGCCGCCGCCAGCGUGGAGCCCGGCUUCAGAGAGGACGACGACAACAUGGCCGCCACCCACAGCCGGGAACACCUCAGGAACCUUACAGCUUUCCGUUUGGACCCCAGGGUCAGUUUGGGGGUUCCUGAGAAAAAAGGUCUCCCAAAGAACAGACACCAACAAGACCGCUUCAGUCUGGUGGACAGUUUUCGGGACUCCAGACCCACACAAGCUUCUGUGCUCGAAACCCAAAUAGGUGAAAGUCCUGCUGCGGGUCCCAGGAGUUCCAGACGAGGGGCGCCGACUGUUCCCUCGGAGCAGCUCAGGAACGGGGCCACACUGGCUGAGGGCACCUUGGGGGCGAGCCCGGGAACUGCACUGGACACCGUCUUGGAAGGGGACGACAUGUUUCUGGACGCGCACCCACGCGUCCUGUUCUCGCCCUCGGGGUCGCCGCCCGAGGACCCGCCUCUGCUCCUCAUGCUGGAGACCGGCCUGCUGGAGGAGGACUCGGACGAGCCGGAGGAGCCCGACGCGCACAUCGAGGGUCACGGGGACCGAGCAAUCGAAAGGAGCCUGAGUUGGGCCAACGCCUCGGGGUUUACGGCCGACGCAGCCCGCCCCGUCAGGAGGGACAAGCGCUCGCAUUUGAUGGACAGGCGGCGCGGGGAGAAGUCGGUGUGCGAGUCGGAGAGCGUCUGGGUCACCGACAAGAAGACGGCCGUCGACUCGCACGGCCAGACGGUCACCAUCUUGCAGGAUAUCCAGACCCAGACGGGGCCGCUCAAACAGUACUUCUACGAGACGCGGUGCCGCCAGGCGGAGCAGCAGCAGAGCGCCGCCGGACGCCCGCCAGGGGCCAAGGGGCCACUCUCUCAGCCCACGGGCGUGGCCGGCGCCGGCUGCUUGGGCGUGGACAAAAAGCAGUGGGUGAGCGAGUGCAAGGCCAAGACGUCGUUCGUGCGCGCCCUCACCAAGGACGCCAACAACCGGACGGGGUGGAGGUGGAUCCGCAUCAACUCGUCCUGCGUGUGCGUGCUGCUGUCGAGAGCCAAUCAGAUACUGGGGAGGGAGGUCCUGGCAAGGAGGGGGCGGGGCUAAAGAAUCAAAAACCUCAAAGACUCUUUUUGUACGAUUACUCUUUCAUCAUCUAAGUUAUUAGUACGUACGCAUGAUAUUAAUAUAUUCCUCCAUGUACGAUAUACGUGUAUGUAUGGAGCUUGUAUAUUUAUAGAAGAGUGGCGCCUCCUACUGGAGGUCCACAGUAGUGCUCCACGCCACACCUU